AUGUCUUCUGUUACUGAUAGUAAGGUCUGUUCUCCAGAGUCUGAUACCAAGCCGCUACAAAGUACGGCAGCAGAUUUAGCCGCCCAGUGGCAAAACAAAGAAUCCAUAGACCAGAUACAGAAUGAAAUGCUUGAAGAUGAAGUGCUUAAACGAAUAGUUCAGGCUACAGCAUUAAUUAAGGAGGUUCAGAAGGAACGGAACGAAGAGAGUCCUGUGGCUUCUAUGGAUUGGGAUCGAUUAUAUGAUAUUUCAUCACACAUCAUGGACUCGUUCACUAAGGAGAUGGACGAAAUGGUGUGCCAGUUGAAUAACCUUUAUAAAAAACAUGUUCUAUGGCAAGAGGCGGCGUUUACAAUUGACUCCCAUAGAGGUGCUAUGAGGUUCGGAAAAGCAGAGUCUUGGAUGAAGGCAAAGGAAGCACACCUAGAGUAUAAGCGGAAGGAGUUGAACCAGUCUGCAAAGGUGAUUACAAGUGCGCUACAAAGCUUAUCUAAAGAAUAA
Eremothecium sinecaudum is the source of this 501-nucleotide messenger RNA. RefSeq names its product Gmc2p (gene GMC2). The transcript has 2 exons. The record is from RefSeq and is a predicted model, not a curated record. Lineage: Eukaryota; Fungi; Ascomycota; Saccharomycetes; Saccharomycetales; Saccharomycetaceae. The coding region runs from base 1 to 501 and encodes 166 amino acids.